Molecule: messenger RNA, 3505 nt
Organism: Tupaia belangeri chinensis (Chinese tree shrew)
Lineage: Eukaryota; Metazoa; Chordata; Mammalia; Scandentia; Tupaiidae
Gene: NEDD1
Product: NEDD1 gamma-tubulin ring complex targeting factor
Exons: 14
Coding region: 5-1978 (657 amino acids)
Biological process (GO): microtubule nucleation; mitotic cell cycle
Cellular component (GO): ciliary basal body; centriole; cytoplasm
Molecular function (GO): gamma-tubulin binding
Source: RefSeq, a predicted model, not a curated record
AGUCAUGCAGGAAAACCUCAGAUUUGCUUCGUCGGGAGAUGAUAUUAAAAUAUGGGAUGCUUCAUCUAUGACAUUGGUGGAUAAAUUCAACCCACAUACCUCACCACAUGGAAUCAGCUCAAUGUGUUGGAGUAGCAACAAUAACUUUUUAGUGACUGCGUCUUCCAGUGGUGACAAGAUAGUUGUUUCAAGUUGCAAAUGUAAACCUGUUCCACUUUUAGAGCUUGCUGAAGGGCAAAAGCAGACAUGUGUCAAUUUAAAUUCCACAUCUAUGUAUUUGGUAAGCGGAGGCCUAAAUAAUACUGUAAAUAUUUGGGAUUUAAAAUCAAAAAGAGUCCAUCGAUCUCUUAAGGAUCAUAAAGGUGAAGUAACUUGUGUGACGUACAAUUGGAAUGAUUCCUACAUUGCUUCUGGAUCGCUUAGUGGUGAAAUUAUUUUGCACAGUGUAACCACUAAUUUAUCUAGUACUCCUUUUGGCCAUGGUAGCAACCAGUCUAUUCGGCACCUGAAGUACUCCUUGUUUAAGAAAUCUCUGCUGGGCAGUGUUUCGGAUAAUGGAAUAGUAACUCUCUGGGAUGUGAAUAGUCAGAGUCCAUACCAUAACUUUGACAGCACACACAAAGCUCCAGCUUCGGGCAUCAGUUUUUCUCCUGUCAAUGAAUUGCUAUUUGUCACCAUAGGCUUGGAUAAAAGAAUCAUUCUUUAUGACACUUCAAGUAAGAAGCUAGUAAAAACGUUAGUGGCUGACACUCCUCUAACUGCAGUAGAUUUCAUGCCUGAUGGAGCCACUUUGGCUAUUGGAUCUUCCCGUGGGAAAAUCUAUCAAUAUGAUUUAAGGAUGUUGAAAUCCCCCGUUAAGACCAUCAGUGCCCACAAGACAUCUGUGCAAUGUAUAGCGUUUCAGUACUCGACUGCUCUUACCAAGUCAAGUUUAAGUAAAGGCUGUUCGAAUAAGCCCACAGCAGUGAACAAACGAGCGGUCACCGUGGGCGCUGCCAGUGGAGGAGUUCAGAAUUCUGGAGUUGUCAGAGAAGCAGUCGCCACGGUUCUACCACAGCCUCUGACCACGGCGGUGGAGAAGGGGGUCGCUGCUGUUCCAGACAAAGCAGGUUUGCCUCGAAGCAUAAGCACAGAUAUUUUAUCCAAAGAAACAGAAAACAGUGGAAAAAAUCAGGAUUUCUCCAGCUUUGAUGAUACUGGAAAAAGUAGUUUAAGUGACAUGUUCUCACCUAUCAGAGAUGAUGCUCUAGUUAACAAGGGAGGUGAUGAGUCCAUAGGCAAAGGAGAUGGCCUUGACUUUCUACCACAGUUGAACUCAGUGUUUCCUCCAAGAAAAAAUCCAGUAACCUCAAGCACUCCAGUAUUGCAUUCUAGUCCUCUUAAUGUCUUUCUGGGAUCACCAGGGAAAGAAGAAAAUGAAAAUCAUGAUCUGACAGCUGAGUCUAAAAAAAUAUAUCUGGGAAAACAGGAGCCAAAAGAUUCCCUCAAACAGCUUGCAAAGUUCACCACACCUGGUACUGAAACUGGAAAUCUAAAUGCCUCUCCAUCAUCUAACCUAACAAGAAAUCCUGAAAAAUUUGAAAAGCCAGAGAAAGAAAUUGAAAACCAGCUGAUACAUGAGCCUCCAGUCAGUGGAUCCUCAACUCCAAAUCCAAAGAUAGCAUCCUCUGUCACUGCUGGAGUUGCCAGUUCACUCUCAGAAAAAAUAGUUGAUACCAUUGGAAAUAGUCGGCCAAAUGCACCAUUGACAUCUGUUCAAAUCCGUUUCAUUCAGAACAUGAUACAAGAAACAAUGGAUGACUUUAGAGAUGCAUGCCAUAGGGACAUUGUGAAUUUGCAAGUGGAGAUGAUUAAACAGUUUCAUAUGCAACUGAAUGAAAUGCACUCUUUGCUGGAAAGAUACUCUGUGAAUGAAGGCUUAGUGGCUGAAAUUGAAAGACUACGAGAAGAAAAUAAAAGGCUAAGGGCCCACUUUUGAAAUUUCAGUGAAUACCUUAAUAUUUUGUAAUUUGGGAAGUUUCUGGCAACAAAGCACUACAUACAAUCAUAUUGUUUUUAUGGCCUCUGGGGAGAAAACUUUUUUCUAAGUGAAAGGGUGUUGGGAUUUUACACCAAACAUUAUUUCAUCUUCUCUGUCAAAAAUAUUUAUAUUUUUGUAUUAAAAAUCCUUAGAGUACGUCAGUUACUUAAUAGCAAAGUCAACAGGAUCUUUAUUUUCUGAAAGCUUUGGUAAUACACUAAGUGCCCUUUUCUAUUAGAGAAAAAAUUUGUGCAUAAAAAUGAGUUGUGUAUGUUUUUUAAUAACUUUUAAACAUGCUUUUGAUUUAACAAAUUGCCUUCCAGAUUUUUUUGGGUAGUUGAGGUUUAAAGAGUUUCAUAUGCAUUCUAUUUUUAUGGAGAAACUAAUUUUAAGAUGGCAAUUGGUGUUUCUAAGCCAUUGACAUAAAGCACAGGGUUGGCUAAUAAUUAUUUUGGUAAGAUGAAGUCAGGUAUGACUAUUAUUUAUUACUUGUACAUUUGAUAAGACAAUUUUUGAAAUUUUGAAUUGCACAGAUUACUUUAUACCUUUUUCAUUUAUGUUGUAUUAUACUUCAGACAAAUGUCUACUUCUAGGUCAUACUUUUUAGCUAACUUUACCUGUGAAAAACUUUUAAGGGUUUAUAAGUCUCAUCAAGAACUGUAUAUCCCUGAUUAUCUCAUGAAUUAAUGACACGCAAAAUUACACUGUAAAGUUUCAAUCAACGUGACUCAAUUUAUAAUCACUGAAAACUUCAUAUUAGAUACUAAGUAUUACAGUAUUAUUGCCAUUUAAUUUUCUCCUAAGUGAGAAGUGUGGAUCAGUUUAUUUUAUGGUUUGUAUCAUUAACGUUCACUCUUUUUGUGCUGUGCAUAGUAUUUUUAUAUUAUUGGCCUUACUGUAAAACUAUUUAGAAAGGUUGACUGUCAGAAGAAUUAUACCUCUUUGGCAAUAGGUAGAUACAUGCAUCUACCUGCUGUGACUUACAGUUUAGUAGUAUAAGAUUAGGAGGGCUACUGGUUUGUUUACCUUCUUAUUAUCUCUUGGCCCAAAGAUUUAGGUUUCAUACCUUGUGUAUAGAUCUCCUGCCCAGUUUUGGCUUUUGAGAUGAAAAUAUGUACUAAAUUAAAAUAAAAUAAUCUAGCUUAGUUUACUAACUUUAUGGUUUUUCCAAAGUGAUGAGAAUUUUAAAGGAUGUAUUUAAUAAAUGUGAACAUACUAAUAAUUCCAAAAAUAAAAGCAGGAAUAUCACUUUUUCCUAGUGUGGCUUAGAGAAUGCAUUUGUAUUGAAACACUUAGGGGUAUUAAUGUGAUCUUUUCCUGACAGUUUAUGAGAACAUUAUGACUUGUAACAAGUUUCCUUAUAUAUCGCUAUCAAAUAGGUUUAGAAGACAAUAUGAGUGUUCUUUGCCUCUAUGCCAUUUUUAAAUGUAUUAAUAUUUUCCUAUUGCCUUUUUCCAUAAAUGCAAAUAAUGUGUAUUAAAGGAG